Messenger RNA from Malus domestica (apple), 1125 nucleotides. The record is from RefSeq and is a predicted model, not a curated record. Lineage: Eukaryota; Viridiplantae; Streptophyta; Magnoliopsida; Rosales; Rosaceae.
AUGGAAUUAGAUAAACGCAGUAAGCUCAAAGAGGAGCCUCAUAAUCUCUCUGGUGCUUACAUCCGUAGCCUAAUGAAACAACUCACCUCUUCAAGAACCAAAGAGCCCAUGAAUCCCAACCAGGACAUCGCACUGGGCUGCGAUGGUAUCUCAAGCCACAACACUGCCAAAUUUGGCAACAAAAAAUUUGGAGAAACCCAGAAACCCCACCAGCCUCAACAACACAAAAAACAAGUGAGGCGGAGACUCCACACCAGCAGGCCCUACCAAGAGAGGCUUUUGAACAUGGCUGAGGCUAGGAGAGAGAUUGUUACUGCUCUCAAGAGAAACCCUGGGAUUUACCCGUCAAGCACGUCAAAUUAUCAGGAAACUCCGCCCUUCUCAUCUGAUUUUUCAUUCCAAUAUCCAAACCCAAGUCAAUAUUCAAAUCCAUAUUCUUGGACUCAUUCCACAAUUGCACCUCCACUACCUUACGAAAAUUUUGAUUUCACACUUCCAAACCAAACCCUUGGCCUCAACCUCAACUUCCAAGAUUUCAACAACAUAAACACAACCCUUUACCACAACACCAACAGCCCGUCAAUUUUCUCCACCUCCGCCUCGUCUCCCUCGUCUUCUUCUUCCCCCACUCUCUCUGCUGCCACUACCGAUCCUGAAAUUCUCUCAGCUGCAGGAGCCUCUUCCUCUUUCCAUAUUGAGGCGGAGGAUGCUCCUGCGGUGGCUGAUGCUGUUGACUCCGCUGGGGUUAUCACAAUCAGUGGCGGAGAUGGCAUGCAUGCAGCAAUCGACGACGAGGAGAUGGCGGAGAUCAGAUCGAUAGGGGAGCAGCACCAGAUGGAGUGGAACGACACCAUGAACUUGGUCACGUCAGCAUGGUGGUUUAAGUUUUUGAAGGCUGUGGAGCUCCGUGGGGGCCCACAAGUGAAGGAUGAGGACGAUGGCGAUGGAUACCACCAUCCGUUUGAUGAAGUCAUGGAACUUCCAGCCUGGUUGAAUGCAAAUGAGAGCUGUUUUCAGAAUGAUCAUUUGAAUGCUUGCUACUCAGGCGACUAUUUUCAAGAUCCUGCCUUGCCUUGCAUGGACAUUGGAGAAAUUGAAGGUGUUGACGGGGAGUGGUUAGCCUGA